UGAAAGAGGAAGAAGAAUCUGUAUGCAUUGGCUAGCCAAUGUCUAUGCCCUGCUUUCUUGCAAAUAGCAACAACUCAUCUUUGCAAAACUUUAAAAAAUAAAAUUUAAAAAGUUUGCCUAAAUAGCAAACACAGAAUUGAGUGCACUUUUAGGACCCUGGGACAUAUCAAGAUUUACACUGCAGCUCACCAAGGAGGGUUAACUGUUUGAGACUGGUAUACUGGAUUUGUUGAAGAUUUGGAGCUUACUUGUGAGAGCACAUGCAAAAGGACCCUAAACUGUAAUCCUUGAAGGCACCAACCAGGCAUCCCCUGACGUUGCAACAUAAGAAACACUGACAACCAUAAUAAGAACCAUUUGUGAAGAGUACUAUAGUGCCAGAAAAAGGCACCAAACAGACAUUCCUAGAGAAACAUGGAUGAAGUUGGAAAUCUGACAAUAUCUUCUGCCAGUAAUAACACGUGCCAUGACAGUAUUGAUGACUUCCGCAAUCAAGUGUAUUCUACCUGGUAUUCUAUGAUCUCUGUUGUGGGUUUCUUUGGCAAUGGCUUUGUGCUCUAUGUUCUUGUAAAAACAUAUCAUGAAAAAUCAGCCUUCCAAGUAUAUAUGAUUAAUUUAGCUAUAGCUGAUCUGUUGUGUGUGUGCACACUGCCCCUCCGUGUGGUCUAUUAUGUUCACAAAGGCAGUUGGCUCUUCGGUGACUUCCUGUGCCGUCUUAGCUCCUAUGCCUUGUAUGUCAAUCUCUAUUGUAGCAUCUUCUUCAUGACAGCAAUGAGCUUUUUCCGGUGUGUUGCUAUUGUUUUCCCAGUUCAAAACAUUAAUUUGGUUACACAGAAAAAAGCCAGGUUUGUAUGUGUUGGCAUUUGGAUGUUUGUGAUUUUGACCAGUUCUCCGUUUUUAAUGGCCAAAACUUACCAAGAUGAGAAAAACAAUACCAAGUGCUUUGAGCCUCCACAAAACAAUCAAGCUAAAAAACAUGUUUUGAUCUUGCAUUAUGUGUCAUUGUUCAUUGGCUUCAUCAUCCCUUUCAUCAUUAUAGUUGUUUGUUACACAAUGAUCAUUUUUACUUUACUAAAAAGUUCAAUGAAAAAAAAUCUGUCAAGUCGUAAAAGGGCUAUAGGCAUGAUCAUAGUGGUGACAGCUGCAUUUUUAAUCUGCUUCAUGCCAUAUCAUAUUCAACGCACUAUCCACCUUCAUUUUUUACACAAUGAAACUAAACCCUGUGAUUCCGUCUUGAGAAUGCAGAAGUCAGUGGUCAUAACCUUGUCUCUGGCUGCAUCAAAUUGUUGCUUUGACCCUCUCCUCUAUUUCUUUUCAGGGGGGAACUUUAGAAGAAGGCUGUCUACAUUUAGAAAGCAUUCUUUGUCCAGCAUGACUUACGUACCUAAGAAAAAUGCUUCCUUACCAGAAAAAGGAAAGGAAUCAUAUAAAGAAUAGUUUAAACCCACCUCCAGUGCAAAACAAUGCAAAUAGU
This is a messenger RNA of Fukomys damarensis (Damara mole-rat), 1474 nucleotides long. It is a transcript of the gene Cysltr1, whose product is annotated as cysteinyl leukotriene receptor 1. Gene Ontology annotation, cellular component: plasma membrane. The coding region runs from base 415 to 1437 and encodes 340 amino acids. Gene Ontology annotation, biological process: G protein-coupled receptor signaling pathway. Gene Ontology annotation, molecular function: leukotriene receptor activity. The record is from RefSeq and is a predicted model, not a curated record. NCBI's taxonomy places the organism in Eukaryota, Metazoa, Chordata, Mammalia, Rodentia, Bathyergidae. The transcript is spliced from 3 exons.